Sinocyclocheilus anshuiensis is the source of this 1606-nucleotide messenger RNA. RefSeq names its product protein phosphatase 1, regulatory subunit 12B (gene ppp1r12b). The transcript is spliced from 7 exons. Gene Ontology annotation, molecular function: protein kinase binding; enzyme inhibitor activity; phosphatase regulator activity. Lineage: Eukaryota; Metazoa; Chordata; Actinopteri; Cypriniformes; Cyprinidae. Gene Ontology annotation, cellular component: cytoplasm. Bases 483 to 980 code for a protein of 165 amino acids. The record is from RefSeq and is a predicted model, not a curated record.
UGAGUGGGACCAAGUGAAAACAGUUUUGUUCUUUCAGUGUUUGUGUGGAGUGAUUGUAAGUAGUCAGAACAGUGAGGGAGGCUUUCAGCCGUCUGUAAAGUUAACAAAGCAAAGUCCUCUCCUUAUUUAGCUCUCAUUGUGCAUCUGUGUGAAUGAGUGUCAAAGAGAGAACGUCAGCCGGAGGAGGACUGUUGUUUAUGCGUUUGUGAGUGAGGGAGAGGGACGGAAAUAGAGGGAGGGGAGAUAGCGAAGUGGAGAGGUGCUUCUAAUUGCUUUCAUUUUUCUCUAAUGACCACCGUGCCUCGAGGAGGAACGGAAACCCAGUUCGGCUGUCAGUCUCAGCACACACACUGCAGAGAGAAGGACUCCUCGUUUGCACCUGUUGAGCGUAUCUAUUCACGUCCAGCAGUCAUGGCCAUCUCCACAGCUGUGUGAGAGGGUGCCCGCGUCUAUCAGGGAUCUUCCUAUCUUACAGGAGAGAGAUGUCAUCGCUCUAUUCGCGCAGCAAGGACCUUUCCUCUCGCUCCAGAAAGUCCCUGUCCGACUCGCCGCCCUCCUCCCCGUCCUACAGCACCAAAACCUUCAGACAAGACCGGGCCUCAAGCAGGUCGGACUCUAGUGGUGUGGAGUCUCCGUCAGACAGACUGUCAGCUCGGACCAGCACAUACACACGCAGAGAGAACAGACUCGCCUCUCUGAGCAAAACAGAGGACGACUCGGCCAGCAAGGACUAUAAGAAGCUGUAUGAGGAUGCACUGACUGAGAAUGAGAAGCUGAAGUCUCGACUGGAGGACGGCAAACAGGAGCUCACCAAAAUCCGCUCACAGCUUGACAGAGUCACACAGAGGCAGGACAGAAUAUCAGAGAGGUCCACUGUAUUUGAAUCAGAAAAAAGGGAAAAAGAAGUAUUGGAGAAGAGGGUUUCGGACAUGGAAGAAGAAUUAAAGACGCCCUCAGUGAGGUUUCGCUAUCAGCCCUGAGUUCAUCCUCAGCUGGACUGGGUGAAAGAAGGGCAGAUGGUGAGUGGUUUUGUCCCACGCGUGGUUGCCUGCUCACACACACCAAAACACACCCAUUACAACACGGUGUGGGUCAUGUAGAUCACUCUUAGUCACAGAUUUGUAUCCAUACUCUCUUUUUUUCUGUGAUGCUCUCAAAAUAGCAAUGAUCCAAAUGGCUGAGUCAAACGUAAUCUUGAUUAUAAAUGCUGUGUUUAUAUCGUGAUUACUAGAUGACCCAGGACGUCCUACUCUGAGCUGUUCAUGUCCUCAGACUUGGAAUUAUGCGUCUCUGUGGCAACACUAUUAACGCCAAAAUUAAUCUGUGUAAUUUGAGUAGUCAGUAAACAAAAUCACAAUGGAGUGCUGCAGGGAUGACAUAUUUUUGUAGGCCAAAACCUGGAAUUGAGUUUGAAUUUUAACACUUUUGGUUCCAUCGUUCCAAAGUCAAUGGGUUUUUUAAAAUAGGUUUUUGAUUAAAUGCCUGAAAUAAGUUCUGUGGUUCACACAAGCUCUAGAUAUUUUCACGUUUCAUUCUGCGACAUCAAAUGUGUCAGAAAUCCCCCCAAAAUUUGUAUACUAACAAGUGGCUAAAUGGGACUGCUGGU